Molecule: messenger RNA, 1561 nt
Organism: Carya illinoinensis
Lineage: Eukaryota; Viridiplantae; Streptophyta; Magnoliopsida; Fagales; Juglandaceae
Product: mRNA-decapping enzyme subunit 2-like
Exons: 8
Coding region: 166-1149 (327 amino acids)
Biological process (GO): nuclear-transcribed mRNA catabolic process, nonsense-mediated decay; deadenylation-dependent decapping of nuclear-transcribed mRNA
Cellular component (GO): cytoplasm
Molecular function (GO): 5'-(N(7)-methylguanosine 5'-triphospho)-[mRNA] hydrolase activity; RNA binding; manganese ion binding
Source: RefSeq, a predicted model, not a curated record
AUCAAUCCUUCCAAGAAGCGAACCCGCUAUUCGAUUUCGUUCGAUCCCAAACGGCGCUCUUUCGUCCUAACUUACCAACUGGAAGAGCACUCCGCCGAGUACGAACAGUUAGGGUUUCUUUUGCUUUUUAUUCUUUUUGCCUAUAGAGUUCAAUAUCGAAGAACCAUGUCCGGACUCCACCGAUCCUCUAGUGCUCCCAUGAAGAAGGGCCUUCCUCCCAAGGAGCUCCUCGACGAUCUCUGCAGUCGGUUUGUUUUAAAUGUGCCAAAAGAAGAUCUCGAGUCAUUUGAAAGGAUUUUAUUUCUUGUGGAGAAUGCACAUUGGUUCUAUGAAGACAACUCAGUGGAAAGAGAUCCAUCACUGAAGUCAUUAACUCUGAAGGAAUUCACUUCUCUAAUAUUCAACAGUUGUGAUGUCUUAAAACCUUAUGUUCCCCAUUUGGAUGACAUAUUUAAGGACUUCACUUCCUACAAGGUCCGAGUUCCUGUAACUGGGGCAAUAAUUUUGGAUGAGACAUUUGAACGGUGUCUGCUAGUGAAAGGUUGGAAAGGGCCAAGCUGGAGUUUUCCACGCGGCAAAAGGAACAAAGACGAGGAAGACCAUGCAUGCGCCAUCAGAGAAGUUCUGGAGGAAACAGGUUUUGAAGCUUCUAAACUUCUUAACAAAGCUGAAUACAUUGAAAAGAUUUUUGGACAGCAAAGGGUGCGGCUCUACAUAAUUGCUGGUGUGAAGGAUGAUACCGUCUUUGCUCCACUUACCAAAAAAGAGAUUAGCGAAAUUGCAUGGCAACGGCUUGAUGAACUUCUGCCAGCAAGUGAUGAUGUGAUAUCACGCGCGAUCAGCGGCCUCAAGCUUUACAUGGUGGCCCCUUUCCUGGCUUCUUUGAAAUCAUGGAUUUCAGCACAUCAGCCCCCCUUGGCUCCAAAAUCAGAUAUGCCUCUCAAAGGGAUUUGUGUCUGGAAAGCGAAGAACAGUUCGACAGGGAAUAAUGGCAGCACAAUGAUAAUGGAGGGCCAGUCCAAUAAAUGUGAGGCUGAUGGUCAUCCUCCUGACACGGGACCUGGUAGCAGCUUCAGAAACUUCAGAUUUGAUAUUGGACCGAUCUUGCAAACAAUGGAAGCCGCUUUCUCUGCUGUAAGGCCAAACUGACUUGGUUUUGUAAAAUUGUUCAAGUUCACAUUCCUGAUCUGUGUCUCCAUUAAACACAUUAAGGCACCCAAACCGAAAAAAAAAAAAAAAAAAAAAAAAAAAAAUCCAAAGAACCAAAUCCUUUUUUAGUGCCGGCUUGGUAGCUGAUUCCUGAGGGUGUUAUGCCUUUUCGUUUCGUCUGGUCUGAUUGGCUGGUUUGAGUCAAAUGUACAGUGUACAGAAAAGUCUGGCGGAGAUGGGUGUUUCACUUUUUUAGUCUCUGUUAUUAGAAGUUGGGCACCACUUGUAAGUCCAUGCUCGAGUGCGAGUAUGUCUAUAUCUUUUUCUCCCGGUGUGGGUUUCUCUAGUCUUUCGGAUGUGUAUUUGCUCAACUUUUUGCUAAUGCCAUCUAUUUUGUUUUCAAUUAUUUUAA